AUGCCUGUGUCUGAUCCUAGUUCAGGGCGCACGUUCAUAUGGAUCAUAGCUGGUCUUUUGUUCAUCUCUGUAGCCGCAGGAGGGGCAUGCCUUGUGGCAUACCUUCUCCUUCCUGAAUCAGAAACAUCAACAUCUUGGAUACCCGAAAUUGGGGUGGGAUUGGUUAGCCUACCAUGGCUGUUUUGGUUGCUCACUUUCAUAUACAGAAUCCUCUCAAGGAUUUUUGGAUGUAGAGUUAGUUUUGGUGGAGGAAGUGUAGGAAAUUGGGUUCCUGCUGCAAAGGCAGAUGUGGAGGUUGCAGUUGCAUCUCAUGCAAAAGGUGGAGAUCAGUUGAAUAGGGCAUCAUCUUUUGCUUCACACGAAAGUGAAAUGGCAUUGGCAAAAUCUAUGGCAACAUGA
Molecule: messenger RNA, 399 nt
Organism: Glycine soja
Lineage: Eukaryota; Viridiplantae; Streptophyta; Magnoliopsida; Fabales; Fabaceae
Exons: 1
Coding region: 1-399 (132 amino acids)
Source: RefSeq, a predicted model, not a curated record